This is a messenger RNA of Folsomia candida, 1202 nucleotides long. RefSeq names its product serine/arginine-rich splicing factor 4-like. Bases 415 to 969 code for a protein of 184 amino acids. The transcript has 4 exons. Lineage: Eukaryota; Metazoa; Arthropoda; Collembola; Entomobryomorpha; Isotomidae. The record is from RefSeq and is a predicted model, not a curated record.
CUGCUUGCUCUUCGUUUGAAAUCAACUGUUUUUUAAACCUACUGAAAAUUAUUACUUCAAAAGUUUCGACAUAAAAUACUUCAAUCAAGUAAUCUCUGAUUUAAGGAGACUGAUUAAUAACUGGUGGAAAUUAGUACUAAUUACACUUGCUACACUUGUCGUUUGUGGAUUCUCCAGAACUACUGGACACGUAUAAUAAUCAGUUUAAUCGUUUUUGGAAUUCUCCAGUGACAAAUUAGCAGACUUUCUGAACAGUAAUUCGUAGUUGGUGGUGUGUGGUGUAUCGGACGAGAAGGGGCAAUUCAGCCUCUUCUGAAGUCUGAAGGACGUUCUCGACCUCAAGAGCAGGGAGGCAAAUUUGGAGCCGUCGUGGAGUACCUAAAGGACGCACUGAAGUACAUAUCCGAAGCGAUCAUGCCACGAACACGUGGGAAACGAAAGAAACAUUCUUCAUCUUAUGACCGGAGUAGGAGCCGAUCACCAUCUAGGUCGCGUGGGGAGGACACUGCCGACUCUUCGAAAGGGAGGGGCAGAGACCGAGGCAAGAAACGGCGUCGUCGGGACUAUACCGAAUCGAUUUCGUCGUCGGACUCAAAAUCCAGGUCACAGUCCAAGGAUUGCUAUAUUGUAUCAAGUAAGUCUAGGUCUCGGACAAAGUCUCGUUCCAGAAGCAAGCGAAGAAAAUCAACCCCUCGUGACGACUCGUACCGAUAUCGAAAGAGGUCUUCCUCUAUCGACCCAGCUCAAGAUCGAUCGAAUGAUCAAGCAAGAUCUUUGCGCGAAGAUCUUAUCGUUCUUGCCGAUUGCCAACAAUUUUGUUGUGAAUCAGAGUCGAUUGGUUUCCGCAUUUACGUCAAGCUGUAUUUCAAGUCGACUGCAAGACGCAGACCUGACUACGAGUUUACUUUACUUUUAGUCAUAUACCUCUGUAGCUUUAUACAUAUGAGGUGUAAUAUUUUGUCACAGUAGUUUUUCCAUCUUUCUCAGUUCCUUCCAGUCAAUUUGAUUCAGAUUAUUAGCCAUCAAAUGAUCAUAAUACCAGAGUGCUUUAUUUAAUUCAGAAACCUUCCACUGUUACUUUUCCGGUUCGUUUCCAAAAAUAGAAUUUAUGCUGGUUUUCGAUAAUUAUCUGAUUAAAUUCUUGGUCAUUUUAAAUAGUACAAAAUAAAUAUAUCCAUUGACUUUGAUAUAUAUUAAUUUGC